GCAACCAUGAAAUUCAUUCUCUUAUUAGCCCUUUUGGGGGCAGCUGUGGCCUUCCCUUUGGAUGAUGAUGAUGACAAGAUUGUUGGGGGUUACACCUGUACCAAGAACUCUCUCCCCUACCAGGUAUCCCUCAACAGUGGCUACCACUUCUGUGGUGGCUCCCUCAUCGACAAGAAGUGGGUCGUGUCUGCUGCUCACUGCUACAAAUCCCAAAUCCAGGUGAGACUGGGUGAGCACAACAUUAAUGAAAUUGAAGAGACCGAGCAGUUCAUCAACUCCUCCCUGGUCAUCCGCCAUCCCAACUAUGAUAGCUGGGUUCUGGACAACGACAUCAUGAUGAUCAAGCUGUCGACCCCCGCUGCCCUCAACAGCCGCGUAGCUUCCGUCUCCCUGCCCUCCUCCUGCGUGGAGGCCGGGACCAAGUGCCUGAUAUCCGGCUGGGGCAACACCCUCAGCUCUGGCACUGACUACCCCUCGCUGCUUCAGUGCUUGGAUGCCCCUGUGCUCUCCGAGUUUGAUUGCCGCAAUGCCUACGCCGGGCAGAUCACCAGAAACAUGAUGUGCCUGGGCUUCUUAGAGGGUGGCAAGGACGCCUGCCAGGGUGACUCCGGUGGCCCCGUUGUCUGCAAUGGCGAGCUCCAGGGUAUCGUCUCUUGGGGCUACGGUUGUGCCCAGAAAGGCAGGCCCGGUGUCUACACCAAGGUCUGCAACUAUGUCAGCUGGAUCAGAAACAUCAUUAGAACUUCCUAAGUGGUGUCCUUCUCUUAUCGUCCCAUGGGCGCUCUGGUCUCUCCCUGCUACCUUACCUUCUCUCUUGAUCGCAAAUAAACCUGUGCUUUCCAACUUC
Ornithorhynchus anatinus (platypus) is the source of this 847-nucleotide messenger RNA. Its product is annotated as cationic trypsin-3-like. The record is from RefSeq and is a predicted model, not a curated record. Gene Ontology annotation, biological process: proteolysis. The transcript has 5 exons. Gene Ontology annotation, molecular function: serine-type endopeptidase activity. NCBI's taxonomy places the organism in Eukaryota, Metazoa, Chordata, Mammalia, Monotremata, Ornithorhynchidae. The coding region runs from base 7 to 750 and encodes 247 amino acids.